This is a messenger RNA of Ictalurus furcatus (blue catfish), 5704 nucleotides long. It is a transcript of the gene b4gat1, whose product is annotated as beta-1,4-glucuronyltransferase 1. Bases 1748 to 3043 code for a protein of 431 amino acids. NCBI's taxonomy places the organism in Eukaryota, Metazoa, Chordata, Actinopteri, Siluriformes, Ictaluridae. Gene Ontology annotation, molecular function: glucuronosyltransferase activity. The record is from RefSeq and is a predicted model, not a curated record. The transcript is spliced from 2 exons.
ACAUUAAAAACACUGACCGGUGAAGUGAAUAACAUUGAUUACCUUAUUACAGUGGCACCGGUCAAGGGGUGGGAUAUAUUAGGCAGCAAGUGAAAGGUCAGUUCUUGAAGCUGAUAUGUUGGAAGCAGGAAAAAUGGGCAAGCAUAAGGAUCUCAAUGUCUUUGACAAGGGCCAAAUUGUGAUUACUAGACAAUUGGGUCAGAGCAUCUCAAAAACGGCAGGUUUUGUGGGAUGUUCCCGGUAUGCAGUGAUUAGUACCUACCAAAAGUGGUCCGAGGAAGGGCAGCCUGUGAACUGGGAACAGGGUCAUGGGUGCACAGUGCUUGCUGAUGCGUGUUGGGAGCAAGGGCUAGCCCGUCUGGUCCGAUCCCACAGAAGAGGCUCAUAUGUUUGGAAAGUUGUAAUGUAAAGUUCUGCCUUUCUUUAGUUUAUUUUUAUUUAUAAAUAUUUUUCUUUCCUCCUACCAUUAUUAUGUUAUUUGUUUCUUAAUUAUUUUAUUUUUCUUUUGUACAGUCAAGGGAAGGGUUCAAAAUGGUGGGGUCGGGUAAUAAAAUAUAUAUUUAAAAAUAAAUCACUUACUCAUUCACAGAUAAUAUGAAGUGUGUUAAAUUAAUACGUAAUGAUAAAGAAGGUUAUAAAAAUGGAUAAAAGUUUCGACGAGGAUGGGAUUCGAACCCACGCGUGCAGAGCACAAUGGAUUAGCAGUCCAUCGCCUUAACCACUCGGCCACCUCGUCUUAUAUCAUACUAUGUAUUGAUAAGGGUUUAUAAUGUUGGAAUUGAAGUAAAACGGAAUUGUUUUGGUGUAAAUAUCGUUUAUGUACCUGGAUGAAUAUACACCGCGUGAAUAUACACUGUUGUGAAUGUGGAUAUAUGUGCUGUUUAAUUGGCUCUGCUGUGUAAUUAUGCCAGUCUAUUCUAAUAUUUACGGUAAUAACACACGUGUUAAAAGAUUCAGGUUCGUUUUUUUUUUUUUUUUUUUUUUUUUUACCAGCUAAGAUUUAUUGUUUGCAUACUAAUACUUAUUGGGAUUGCGUUAGGUUCAUGGAAAUUUUACACAACACAUUCAUAUGCCUAAUUGUUAAACGCGCAAAUAAAUAAAUAAAUAAAUAAAUAAAUGGUGCACUACCUAGGGGAUAGGGUGUGGUUUUGAACACCCUGAAUCGCUUAUAUCUCUACUAAAUAUAUAUUAUAUUAUAUAAUAUAAUAAUAUAUAAUAUUUAUAUAAUAUAUUAUAUCUCUACUUGCCUUCGAUUAAAACAAAAAUACUGAUCCCAUCACCUUGUUCUCUUCUAAUAGAAGAGUUAGACUUCCUAACAUUUCAUUCACAAGCUUGAUAACCAUUAUACGGCCAGUCAUGACGUCAGAAACCUGCGACAUGGCACGAAGGACCGCGCCGUAAUGAGUGAAGGAGAAGCUCGUAAUGUUCAUGAAAAUAGCCAUAUAAAAUAGUUAGCGCUCGUUAUUUACAGCAGACAGACUAUUAUUUCGCGACUGGUAAUGUUUGUGUGAUGUUUAAUUUUUUUUUUUUUUAAAUCUAAUUCAGAAAACAAUGGUGUAGAAAUCAGCCGAAACUGGAGGAACUCCAAACCCCGUAGCUAUAGAUACACAAGGGGUGAUGAUGAUGGGUGUAGUGUGUUUGCGGGAUGCUGCAGUGGGUUUAGUGUAGAAAUGAAGUGCGUCCCGUGAGCACCACAGAUAACAGUUUACUUCAUGCAUAUUCUCUAGAAAACGACAAAGUUUGUGGAAUGCAUUUCUUCAAAAAAUGCUCCGUGUUUAAAGUGGUGCUGAGUGCCCUGCUUAUGGUAGCCCUGCUGCAGCUGAUCUACUUGUCGUUCCUGUCAAAGCUACACGGCAAACAGCAGCGCUACAAGUACUCAGAGCUGUUCGGCUCCAAGAGGAACGCACAAACCAAUGAGAAGAACUCCAAACGAGAACGCCUGAGAUACUCCUUAUCCAGUGGAGGCAUCUUCGACAGCAGUGGUCAGUACCGUGUGUACAAAAACCUCAUCAAGAGCGACUUCUCCACCAACCAGAAGCUGGACGCAGAUCCGAGAUCCCAUCACCUCGCCUUGGUGACCCACACGACCAUCAACAACCUUCAUCAUUUGGAUUCUCUACUCGAACGCUGGCAGAAUCCGCUCUCUGUGGCGAUCUUCGCUCACGGCCAAGAUGUCAAGUUUGCCACUGCCUUCGUCUACGCCCUCAGUCUCUUCUGUCCACGCGUCCAAGCCUUGGUGGAUUUCCACUUGGUGUGCCACUCGGAGGAGAUUGCCAGCUUCCCGGAGCAAGACAGGGAGCACUUCGCUGGACUCGAGGAACAAGGCUGUCCUGGUGUCUUCGCUAAGCUCGAAUCCCACCGGGACAAGUACAAGAAUUACGCUAUGGGAAGAAACGUCUCCUACCCCAAUAACCUUCUCCGCAACGUGGCCCGGACAGGCACAGACGCCGCCUACGUCCUCGUCCUUGACAUGGACAUGGUACCCAGCACAGACCUGCAUCAUCAGUUUGUGAUGAUGCUGAUGAAGCGCGAGCCGGCCCCGGAUGAGGUUCUGGUCCUGCCUGCUUUUGAAAUUCGGCACACACGCAAGAUGCCUGCCACGAAAUCCGAGCUUGCGCAGCUGUACCUAGUCGGUGAGGUGAGGCCCUUCUAUGAGGAACUCUGCCCACGAUGCCAGGCACCUACCAACUACUCCCGCUGGAUUAAUCUGGUUAGCAAGAGCUCCGGACCUCUGGAGGUGGCGUAUAUGCAGAACUGGGUCGACCCAUGGGAACCCUUUUACAUCGGGGCUAAAUCGGUGCCACUGUAUGACGAGAACUUCAGACAAUACGGCUUCAACCGUAUAAGUCAAGCGUGUGAGCUUCAUGUGGCAGGGUUCAGGUUCUCCGUGGUGAGUAACGCCUUCGUGGUGCAUCGAGGCUUUAAGGUUCAGGGCGACUUCCACAGCCGCAAGGACGAGGAGAACCGCAGAAACCGCCUGCUCUUCCGCAGCUUCAAGGAAGGUCUGAAAAACAAAUACCCCAACUCCCCUCGCCACUGCUGAGGUCUCCCGAGGAACAUCCGGGCCUUGAUAGUGAAGCUUUAAGGUACAACAGAAUGAUGAAGAAGUGGGUUACCAAUGCGACACUCUGGUGCAGAAGUGCUUGAUCUACGAUGUAAACAAACAAAAAUUACUCUUUGUUACAAUUCCCGAUGUUCUGAUGUCAUGGCACACGAUUUGGACUUGCAUACUAACUGUGUACUAAUAGUAUGCGACAAUCCAGGUGUAGAAAUUGUGACGUUUCUUAUCGAUUAUGUAACGUAUUGUGGUUGAUCUGUCACUACACCGAACGGAGAACAGGGUCUCUUAUCAACGUAACAGUGCCAAGGAUAUUACAUUACUAUAUCUGUUUUAUGAUUACAUCCAUAUGAAAAGUUCUCCGUCUGUGUCCGAAAGCCUCGAUUGUGAAGUAUUUGCGUUAUUACUGUUGAUUAAACAUUCACCCCCCCCCAUAGCACAGUUUAGCUAUUUUUUAUUACCCACUUUACUUCAUCUCGAGUCUUUUCGAGAUCACAGUGAAAGCAUUACUGAUGAUGAUACGUAUAAACCAUGAACAGUGUUAUAUUCUACAGCGUUAAACACUGUGUCGUGAAGGAUAUGGGUGUAUCCAAAGGUAAGAACACUACAUCAGAAGAUAAAUACUGCAGAACUACAGCGUGUCCCAAAAGUCUCCAUACAUACGGGACUGCAGUGUUUGCGCCGAUUCUCGAUUGGUCCACAAAAACGUCCAGUCUUUUUGAAUUUAUUAAUAAGUUUAGUUACAGUGUGGUGUGUGAUGUGCUCGCCGUGUUUCCUGUUAAAGUCCAUCGCAACCUUGCGACGGCUUCCCGAUCCAGCCAUGAGAAUGAUUUCAAUACGUUCUUCUUUCGUCAACAGUAUCCUAUCUGAAAAAAAAAAAAAAUCUCUAUAUAAUAUAAACUAAGUAUGAGAGAUUUUGGUGUUCAUUUCCCCUACAUACGGAGACGUUUGGGACACCCUGUAGUAUAGGUGUGAUGAUGUACUGUAGUGUAACUACUCACUACUGAGACGGUCAGUCAGGUUCUCUUUACACUGAUCCUGAAGCUGAUAUGUGAAAGUAGACUGACACUGACAAACAGAACGCUGUUAGUAAUACUGAAUUUGAACAAAGUGGCUGUGUGAGGAUUGUGUAACGUGUGUCUAUAUUCGCCUGGAAUUAUUCACAGAAAAGAGACUGAGAUAAAACACCUUUAAAUUAUGAUUAUUGUGUCUAAAUGGUGUGAUUAAUUGUAACAUAAUUAAAGGUAUGUAACUGAUAUUAAAACCCCUUAUUAUUAUUAUUAUUAUUAUUACUACAGCGUUGGUGUUAUACUAAUUAAAACUGAUAUACAUUUCAUUGCCGCGGAGUAAGAAGAAAAGUGUUGAUUGCUAUUUUCCUCCUUAAAAUAGUCUUUUCAUAGCAUUUUUCUUACAUGAACCACUGUUUCAGAACACAUGCUCUCUUCUGUUCUGACUAAAGUGUGUGAUUUGUACAUAUUUCUAUUUAAUUUAUUUUUUGCAAGAGUUCUUUGUUAAUGUCCGUCUUAACUAAUAACGUUGUGUUAUUUCUGUCUAACGCUACCUUCACUGUCGAUCUGUGUUAUUAUCCACUAAAACUGAACCCAAAUCACAAUGGCCAAUGUACAACACCGCUGUAUUAACACCAGGGAGAAGUGUAUAGGAGCUGACAGGUAGGGAUUUUUCUCCCAGUGUGUUUGUCAUUAUGCCUUUUUGUGUCCAUUUGUAGCACUUUUGAAAGUAUUUUUGAAAAGAUUUUUUUUGGUUAUGUGAUCAUUUCUUUGAUGCGGUGAAUUCUAUAAUGACACUAUACUGUAUUUGUCAGUAUUUGAGUAAUGCUUGACUUGUAAGUAGCGACAGGAUAUUUUAUUAUACACUGAUAAAUGAAUAAAUGUGUGUGAAUAUCACAGUGCAUGUGGUUUAAUUAGUGUUUAAUUGACAGGCAAUAGUUCCUUUUGUGAGAGGACCAAUAGGGGGCAGUAGAGCAACAUGGAAUAGACUAUGAAGAUACUAGAAUACAAUACUGUGAGAAGACCAAUAGAUGGUGGUGAAUUAAAUCGAAUAAAAAUGACUUCCACUGUACAAGCAAACUAAAUUAACUUUGUGAUGAGUAUAGGUCAUUGUAAAAGUCGUGUAGUAGUAGUAAGAAAAGUUUUUAGACAUUAGUAAGGGUAUAUGAAAUUAUUUAAUAUUUAUGCAUAACUUAUUUAUGUCAAACGAGCCUUUAAAAACACGUUUUAACUAUGACCUAUGCAGCUAAUUACUCGAAGUGCACGCUAGUGGCAUCUGGUGGUCAAAAAGAGGAAUUGCAAUUUUUAUUGUACUCCCUUCAGUGGAUGUUGGUGUAGGAUUUUUGACUACAGCUAAUAAAUCUGUCAUCCAGUCAUUUUUAAAACAUUUUUCCAAAAACAAAUACAGGAAAUUAGACUAUACUUCUACAAUCUCUUUAUAAGCCUAUUUUGUAGCACAUACAACAUAUUAACAUUAAACUAAGCCCUAGUCCUUCACCUGUUACUCCAUCAAGGUCAUCACAUCAGAUAUAUAAAAUAUCAAAUCUUAUACUUAACUAGGUUUCACUAGUUACCUGAUUACAGGACAAUUAAUACAACAUUAUACAUACAAUCCUCAUUGACAUAGACUCAUGGGUCU